This is a messenger RNA of Pelmatolapia mariae (spotted tilapia), 1104 nucleotides long. RefSeq names its product ciliogenesis and planar polarity effector 2 (gene cplane2). The record is from RefSeq and is a predicted model, not a curated record. Gene Ontology annotation, molecular function: GTP binding; GTPase activity. NCBI's taxonomy places the organism in Eukaryota, Metazoa, Chordata, Actinopteri, Cichliformes, Cichlidae. The transcript is spliced from 5 exons. The coding region runs from base 220 to 957 and encodes 245 amino acids.
UUUACGGAAGUUUUUACAUUUUGCAGACAGCGGUUGUUAUAAUUUAUAUUUAUGGGUUUUUGUGAUUGAUGUGGAUGCUUUAAAUGUUUUAUUACUGCAGUUCAAGUCUGUAACAAGACAGCGUUUAAAAAAUACCCUCUGACCCAGACGGGAACCGACUUUUGGCCUUUUUAAGCGACAAACCCGAGCUGUGUGUGAUGCUGUAGCUUUGUAACCGACAUGGCAAAGGUUCCUCCUCCAGGAUCAGUCGUAGUCGCAGACUGGCAUCGAUAUAAAGACAGUAAAGAGUAUUUCAUCAAAAUCCUCCACAAGAAGAGACGCAGGAACUUUGGCCUUUUGGAGUCUCCAGUGAUGCCUCCACAUGUAGCUGUGGACACAGUUCAUUAUAAGAUCUUCAUCUCUGGUAAGAGCGGAGUUGGGAAAACUGCUAUUGCUGCACGUCUGGCAGGCAUGAAUAUUCCCAGCAUGCACCAUGAAACCACAGGCAUUGAGACAACAGUGGUGUAUUGGCCAGCGAAGCUAAAAGAAAGCAGCAGAGUGCUUUUCUUCCGUUUUCAGCUGUGGGACUGUGGAGAGAACGCCUUACGCAGAUUUGACCAUUUGCUUCCAUCCUGCAAGGAGCAAGUGGAUGCGGUCCUCUUACUAUUCUCCUUCACAGACAGGACAUCAUUCGAUGAUCUGCCAAAUCAGCUCGCCAAAUGGUCCGAGCCAUCUGUCAGGCGUGUUGUGAAAAUGGUAGUUGGCACCAAAUUCGACCUUUUCAUGCACUGUGAUGUGGCAGAGAGAGAUAUAAGGGACUUCCAGGAGACAUGGGGUAUUCCGGUGCUGCGUACAGGCGGGGAGGUCACAGACGGGCUGGGCGACGUAGCCUCACUCCUCAACUGCCUUGCAGAAAACCUAUGGCAUCAGGACUGUGUUACAGCUGGCUCAGCCAGCCACCAUUCGCAGGAGACGUGACUCUGCUUUAAAAAUGAACGUUGUUUUAAACAGCCUGGACUGAACCAGAGAUGAGGGUGCUCACCUCUGAAUGGGGCUCAUGUUGAGAUGAUGAUACUACAUUACUUAUAUUACUUGGCUCCAAAUUAUGUAUUCUAAAAAAAAGAA